Thunnus maccoyii (southern bluefin tuna) is the source of this 4946-nucleotide messenger RNA. It is a transcript of the gene gpr37b, whose product is annotated as G protein-coupled receptor 37b. Gene Ontology annotation, biological process: positive regulation of MAPK cascade; adenylate cyclase-inhibiting G protein-coupled receptor signaling pathway. The transcript has 2 exons. Bases 633 to 2498 code for a protein of 621 amino acids. The record is from RefSeq and is a predicted model, not a curated record. Gene Ontology annotation, cellular component: signaling receptor complex; plasma membrane. Lineage: Eukaryota; Metazoa; Chordata; Actinopteri; Scombriformes; Scombridae. Gene Ontology annotation, molecular function: G protein-coupled peptide receptor activity; prosaposin receptor activity.
GUUCCACCCCUCCUCUCUUUCCUUCUCUGUCACCCUCUCUCUCUCUCACCUCUCUCUCUCUACUCCCGUGCAUCACAGCGUAGUGGGCUUUACCCGGUCUGCACCGCAUUGACGCUGCUGCUGCUGCCGCCGCUGCUGCUGCUGCUGCUGCUGCCAGGCGACCCAACCCACUGAACUAACGCACCAACAUACACACACACACACACACACAGGGAGAGAACCGGUCCAUUUGGUUGCUAUUACCCACAGCGGGAAGUGGAAGCUGUGCGGAUUGUGUGCGUAUUGUGCGGAUAUGCAACAAUUCCCUCUCUACCUCUCAUUACUUCUUUCUCUCUGGAUUCGCUGUCCUGCUCGGUAAUGUCAAGACUUUGGGAGCGGGAGUGACUCGGAUAGGAGGCUGCGGCUUGGAGAUUAUUGCGGCUGCGGUACAUAGCGCACGGCAAGAAAUUUGGAUACAAGUUUGCACAGCUCGCGUCAUGAAUGUAGCUGUUUAAUUGAAACCGUGAGCCCCCACCUUCCCGUGCUGUGUCCAACAUGGGUGUUGACUGAAUGGAAGAGUGUCCUCGCGCUGCCACAGAGGUAUGAGGAUGUACUUGUGAGGAUUAAAACCGCGCUCAAGUAAUUCUCGGACCAUGCAGAUUCUGCCGCCUAGGACGUUAUUUGUGUUACUAGCCCACGCACAUGUCUUAUUAUCUCUGAGAAAUAAUGGAGAAGUACGAACUAAGGAGGUCAGCAACACAAGCGCAUACUCUGCCAGGACUUUCCAUGGGUCACUCCGGGAGAGUCAUCAAAACAAACCCCGAGACCGUGCGCUCUCGGCGGGGUACGCCACAGGUGCUUCCUCGGCGGAGCGGGCAAUUCUCAGAGGGACCCUUAACUCCACUCACCCCUGGAAAAGGGUAAUUGCAGGAGAAACGAGGCGAUUUGGACACAACAAACGCGACUUCAAUAGGACAGUGACACCCAUGGAGGAUCCCAACGCUGCCUCACAUUGGGACCCGACGCGCCACCAUAAUAAGAGGAUAAAGUUGAAUGGCGGUCUUAGUAGUACGGGGACGCCAGCAGGUGGACACUACAAUGUGGCUAAGCCCUCUUCAAUGGGCCGGGGAGACGGAGGAGGGGGACCUGAGGAGGGCGACAGGCACAAGAGAGGCACAAAAGACGAGCAGAAGAAAGCUUGGAAGAGGGGGAGAAACCGACUGAACAAAAGCGCAGGGGUUUUGGCUCAGCCUCACGCGUCGCCGUGGGAACCCAUCCCAAAGCCGGUGGCCCUCACCGCCACCGACCUGCCCUUUGACCUCUUCACCAGGAGGCCCGAGUUCUUCACUUUCAGAGAGGAGAACCCCUGGGACGCCACGCCGAUCACCCCUCCCAGCUCGCCGGACUUCGGGGACGAGAUCAAGAACCCAUUUUAUCCGGUGACAAGUGAGACUUAUGGCGCUUACGCGAUCACGUGCGUCUCCGGCGUUAUUUUCCUAGUGGGGAUAGCGGGCAACAUCGCCAUCCUGUGCAUCGUGUGCCAGAACUACUACAUGAAGAGCAUCUCCAACUCACUGCUGGCUAAUUUGGCUGUGUGGGAUUUUGUGCUCAUCUUCUUCUGCCUGCCCAUGGUGGUUUUCCAUGAACUGACCAAGUCCUGGCUGCUGGGGGAGUUCACCUGCAAAGUGGUGCCCUAUGUGGAGGUGGCCUCCCUAGGUGUGACCACUUUCACCCUGUGUGCCCUGUGCAUUGACCGCUUCCGUGCGGCCACCAAUGUCCAGAUGUACUACGAGAUGAUCGAGAACUGCACCUCCACUACAGCCAAGUUAGCCGUCAUCUGGAUUGGGGCUCUCCUAUUGGCUCUCCCGGAGCUCCUCAUUCGACAGCUGGUAACCGAAGACACAGGAAUCCCAGACGAACCUCCCGUUGAACGCUGUAUCAUCAGGAUAUCCACUUCACUACCUGACAUGCUCUACGUCCUGGGCUUGACCUACGAGGGUGCUCGGCUGUGGUGGUGCUUCGGUUGCUACUUUUGCCUCCCAACCCUCUUUACCAUUGGAUGCUCACUGGUGACAGCACGCAAGAUCCGGCGCGCAGAGCAGGCCAGCGUGCGCAGCAACAAGAAGCAGAUCCGGUUGGAGAGCCAGAUGAACUGCACAGUUGUGGCACUGGCAAUCGUCUACGGUGCGUGCGUGGUGCCUGAGAACAUCUGCAACAUAGUUUCUGCAUACAUGGCAGCCGGUGUUCCUGAGCACACCAUGUCUGUCCUCCAUCUUCUCUCCCAGCUGCUGCUCUUCUGUCGGGCCGCCGUGACGCCUGCGCUGCUGCUUCUCCUUUGUCGCCCGCUGGGCAGGGCCUUCCUGGAAUGCUGCUGUUGCUGCUGCUGUAACCACGCACCCUCCUCGGCCACAGCUAGUGACGAUAACGAACACGAGUGUACCACCGAGCUGGAGCUGUCGCCAUUCAGCACCAUCCGCAGGGAGCUGAGUAACUACACACCUGCUGGCUCCAACUGCUAAACUGACAUUCCUCAUCAGGGAUGGAGAUUUCACUAGCCUGCAAUUAGCCUCUGGCUAGUAUUUCUCAGACUUGGCUAGGAGAGAUUUGCCUUACCUAGUCUAGUCACAUUUUCAAAUGGGUGCAUGAAUGAACUUGGACACUGAAUAAUCACAUUCAAUCAGUGUCCUAAAUCCUCAACUUUCAUUCCUAAUAUUAAUACUGUACAUUUACAGUAACUGUGUAACCCUUUUUUUUCAGAAAAGCUAACAAAAAGCAAACUGUUUUUUCCACUCAUGCCCUGGGGUGCUUGUAAAACAGGGUCAGUACAUAUUUUUACAGGAACUACACACUGGUCAUCGUCUAAUCUUAGCAAUCCUGCCUGAAACCUUUAAAACGUACAAACCUCCCUGCUAUAGACCUUGUAUGCCUAAAUAUCUUGUUUGGACAGUUGGGAUGGCCUCUUGUCACCUGUCUGAUGUCACUUUCCUCACAAGAGGUUUGUAUCAGGUUAGAAGACAAAAUCCAUGCUACAGUAUGUUAGUAAGGGAACAUAAAUAUUUAUACUGUACAAUAUAAAAGGGGUACGUUUGUACAGAAUACAUGUCACAGUAGGUUCUGUUAAAGAUGACAAAACAGUUUGUAAUGAUCCUGGCUGAUAAAUGUGUUCAGCUACCAGAAAUAAUAUUUAUGUAUGGGAAACUGUACUGUACACCCUAGGGGAGAAAUAAUCAAUGCCAAUCACCUUCCAAAUGGUUCAAUGGUGAAAUUAUAAGGACUAAGCUAAUUAAUCACAGAGCAGUCAUGUAUAAUAAUUAAAAUACUGCAUCCAGUAGGCUGACACUGCAUAUAGAAGUACAGGACAGUUUAGAGACUACAUCCGCUGUAAAUGUACAGUUCAUAUAUCGGUGCACACAUUUAUAGUCUUUGUGGCUGGGGAACUAGGCUUAUGAUAAUUGAACUAGCGCAGGGUGUCUCUGCAGUAAUGACAGUUUGCAAGAAGAAAACACAGAGUGGAGAUUGCACUGGAGAAUCUAAAUAUACACAACACUUACACUGUACAUCGGAAAACCAUCAAGUUGACUCUGCGUUAAACAUAACUGGGCUGGUCUCAGAGAAACACAAACACGGACUCGAGUGGAAUGAAAAGGUUUGGAGUGGACUAAUGUAAUCAAAUUAAAGUUGAAUGGAGUGGAAUGGAAUCGAAUGAAACGCCACAAUUAAAUUGAAUGGAGUGAAUAUAAAUAGAGUGGAAAGUAAUGGAACACAACACCGUGGAAUAUAAUUGAAAGGGAUGGACUCAGCACGGACUGGACUGAAAAUAAAUAUCUGCACUACACUGUUAUAUCAUGUUACGCCUUACACUUUGGGCUGUAUAUAUACUGUACACUUUCUUCGGUGCUCUUAUGAUGAAUGCGCUGUAAACAACAAAUCCAUCGGUUCAACUUAGAAUUGCAAGCAAUUGAGCUGCGCACUUUGUUUCUGGUCAAGAAAACAGAUUGCAGUUAGCCUAUCUGUGACUCUGAAAUAAUACACCAACAAUAGUGCGGAAAGAAAAUCAAUGUAGAGUUUCACAGCUGCCACAGCUACUGUUUAGAGAGAUCGCCUGAAUCUUUGAGUAAAAAUACUGCCUUUAUUUCAAAUGAUGGUUGUUAGAUGGUUAAAUUACAAGUAUGGUAGCAUUUAUUUUACAGUACAGUAAUUAGGUCACCAGUAAAUAUUUCUAAACAAAAAGAUAAUUACUUGUAAUUGUAGUUAUACUGUAAUAGAUGCAAUAAUUAACUAGUAUCUACAUAUUUUUAUUAUUACAUUGGUACAGAAAUAUAAUUACUUUCUAUUAUGUAAAAUAGUAACAGGUACAGUGGUUAGCAAUCAAUUACUUGGUAAUUACACCAUGUUAUUAAAUUAUUAUUACAAAAAAAGUGCCAAUACUGCAUAAUUACAUUGUAAAUACUAGGUAAUUGCUGGUCUGUAAAUAUAGAGGGAAUUAUAUAUUUGUACCAAUAAUCGCUGCAAAGUUCAUUGGAAAUGUAAAGUAGCUGUUUCAUUUGUGUACAAAUCAUUACAUUAUAAUUACUGAACUGUAAAACAAAGUGCUACCACAAGUAUGUAAAUCAGCUCAAAAGCGAGACAGCCAUUUUAAAGAGUAGAAAAAACUUGAUCUCUGAUAUCCUUGUAAUUUCAUUACUUAAGUUUUUAAGGAGAACCAAUGAAAUGUUUUUCACAGUGUAUAAAUUUACACGUGUAUUGUACUGUAAAUCUGUUUUCUUAAUCCUGCUAAUCAGACCUGGGUCAAAACAAGGUUCAAACCACUAAAGUAUAUCACUUAUUACAAUGCAGCCAAUCAAAAUUUUGGUAAAAACUUUAAAGCCCAAACAUUUCAUGUUAGCAUUUAAAGAACCAGUGUGUAGGAUUUAGUGGCAUCUAGCAGUGAGGUUGCAGAUUGCAACCAACUCGCAAAAGGCCCUCUG